AUGCCCGUUAUAACAUUAGAAGUCCUCUCAGAUACGUCAAACGCUGAAAAUUACAUUCAAACUAUUAACAACAAUAUGUCUGAUGAUAUCAAUACAACAGAUAAUGAAACACAAAGCAUAGAACAAGACAAUACAGCCGGUGUACACUUUCUAACAGAAAAAAGUGAUGAUGCGGUGCCAAAAAUUGAAGCGGAUAAUAAAGAUCAAGAUUCUAAAGAAAUCCCAAAAGCUAGACAUGAUUUGUUGGAAUAUUUCAUGAGAAAUGAUGGCAGUGUCGUUUGCAAGCUAUGUGGAGAAAUACUGCAAAGCAGAACGCACUGGUAUCGUCAUAAAUACAAACUACACGUCAUACAUCCACUCAAUCCUGCCCCACUGUUUCAAUGUGAACAGUGUCUGGUAUACUUCAAGAGCCGAAAAGGAUACAUUGGGCAUUUGGCCAGUCGCCACAGCGAAGUUUUAUCGGACUCCAGUCCAGUGCUGACCAAUUCACAAGCGGAAGCUCUUGCUAAAGAGCGAAUUAGCCAGCAACCUCUCCAUGAAGUGAAAGAAGAGCCAGACCCUGAGAUGUCUAUUCCAAAAACGACCGUUCCGAAUUACCAAACGACAAUUGUUAAGCAGACUAAAAGCGGGGAAAUGAAGAAGUCGUGUCGUGGAAGCAAUAAGGAAACUCAAUGUACAGACCCUACGAAUAAGACUGACUGGCAGGAGAAACGUUCACGUGAAGAAAAACUCGUUGCAGAUAUAAUAGACAGAGUGCGAAGAGAGUGUGAAGCCCAAGGGUCUGGUGGCGCAGCUAGGCGAGGUUAUACUCGAAGGACAACUGUUAUGAACACUUAACUUCGUGAUGUGGUGAUAUAAAGUUCCUUUAAGUGAGAUUUCUCUACUUGCAUUAACGUCGAAUGUUAAAAAUAAAAUAAUUAUGGUUGUGUAGACAAAUUAGCAGGUAACAUAGCAGCUUAACUUGAAACAAGCUAUGAUAUUCUGUUAAAAUUAGCUUCGAAUU
Molecule: messenger RNA, 1003 nt
Organism: Diatraea saccharalis (sugarcane borer)
Lineage: Eukaryota; Metazoa; Arthropoda; Insecta; Lepidoptera; Crambidae
Source: the annotation of a GenBank genome assembly